AUGCGUCCCACCAUCCUGAUCACCUCCUUUCUCAUCAGCAUCGCUCUGGCGUUGCCCGAUCCCACCCCACAGGGCUACACGGGCCCGUGCUCAAACGACAACUGCGGUGUCACUGGAAAGAACUGCGGAGGCCAAAUCUGCGUACCAUGGCCGAGUUUCGAUCUUGACAAGAGGAAGGGCUGCACAUGCAGCCUAGGCUAA
Molecule: messenger RNA, 201 nt
Organism: Exserohilum turcica Et28A
Lineage: Eukaryota; Fungi; Ascomycota; Dothideomycetes; Pleosporales; Pleosporaceae
Exons: 1
Coding region: 1-201 (66 amino acids)
Source: RefSeq, a predicted model, not a curated record